AGUCAUUCAAUUUUGCAAAUUUUGUUUAGUACAGGCUGAGCUUAGUGAGUUACAUUUGCGUCGAUAUGAACUGGGUACUCAUUUUCAUUCUGGUCGUAAUAUAUACCCUUGCUGCUACGAAUGCAACCCCUCUGAUUGAGGGAUCUGAGACUCUAAUUAAAACCCCCAGCAGCGCUUGUCGAGGUGGCCGUCCAGGACGCAGACAGACGACGACAACUUCAACCGCAAGGCCUAAUGCUGGUCCACCUGCAACAGUAGCGAAUACACCCGGAGCACAGCCUACUGUACGAACAACACUACCACCUACAUUACCUCCUGCUGCUACGAGGCAAGCCCCAGUAACAAUCGCACCUGACUCCGAAUUUAUAUAGGAUGUACCUGGAUCAAUAAAUCUAGUCUAGUGAAAUAGUGCAUCAUGUUGUUAUUUAGAAAAAUCAGUUUUGAGUACUCACAUUGGCUGGUGAGAAGAGUUUUGUGGAAGCACAGCCUUCAUCUAGCAUUUCCUCUAGUCACGUAAGUAAG
Molecule: messenger RNA, 522 nt
Organism: Hermetia illucens (black soldier fly)
Lineage: Eukaryota; Metazoa; Arthropoda; Insecta; Diptera; Stratiomyidae
Product: matrix metalloproteinase-9-like
Exons: 3
Coding region: 66-371 (101 amino acids)
Source: RefSeq, a predicted model, not a curated record